UCCCCCACCUGCGCCUCAACCCCCGAGCAGCACAAUUCCGUGACAUCGACUUCCCUGAAGAAACGAGGCUCCAUGCCGAGGAGUAAAAGCGAGGAGCGAGUGAUGGACCAAGUCAUGGAGCGCCACUACGACCUGGACCUCACCUACAUCACCGAGAGGAUCAUCUCCGUCUUCUUCAUGCCCGAGCUGGAGGAGCCGCGCUAUGGCAGCCAUUUGCAGGAGAUGGCGUCCAUGCUGAAAUCCAAGCACCAAGACAAGUUCCUGCUGUUGAAUUUAUCGGAGAAGAGACACGACAUCACCAGACUCAACCCGAAGGUCCAAGACUUGGGCUGGCCUGACCUUCACGCUCCGCCUCUGGACGGGAUCUGUAGCGUGUGUAAGACCAUGGAGACCUGGCUGGGCGCUGACCCUCACAACGUGGUGGUCCUCCACUGUAAGGGUCACCCAGGGAAGACGGCCGUGAUUGUGGCAGCUUUCAUGCACUACAACAGGAUCUCAGCAGGUGUGGACCAGGCCCUCACCACCUUGGCCAUGAGGAAGUUCUGUGAGGACAAAGUUUCAUCUUCCCUGCAGCCCUCUCAGAGAAGGUACAUCUACUACUUUGCUGGUCUGCUGUCAGGCACCAUCAAGAUGAACAGCAGUCCUCUGUUCCUGCACCACAUCCUCAUUCCAUCCCUGACCAAUUUUCAGACAGGAGGAGGUUACUUUCCCUUUGUAAAGAUCUACCAGUCACUGCAGCUGAUCUACACCUCCUGUGUCUACAACCCUCAGUCUUCUCGGGCAAGAAAGUUGUGCGUGACAAUGGAACCUGCGUUGUUGCUGAAGGGGGACAUUAUGGUGAAGUGCUAUCAUCGACGCAGCCAAGCAGCAGAGAGGGAGGUGGUGUUCAGGAUCCAGUUCCACACCUGCACCAUCCAUGGAGCCCAGCUCUGGUUUGGCAAGAAUGAACUGGACGUCGCCUGCUCAGAUGACAGGUUCCCCCUUGAUGCUGCCGUGGAGUUUAUCUUCUCCAGCGGGCCGGAAAAAUUAAACGAAGACCAGAAGCCGGAUGCCUCGGUCAAAGUGGACGACAACACCUCAGAUCCAGUGGUCAGAUGGGAUUCUUAUGAGAACUUUCACCUUCACCACCAAGACAGCACAGAAAAUAUCUCUCACACAAGAGGCCCUGUGGAUGGCAGUCUGUACGCCCAGGUGAGAAAGCGACGCGGAGCAAGCCGCACCUCCUCGGCCAACGGUUGCCUCGCCCGCAGCCCCACGGUCGAGCCUCUCGGCGGGACGUCCGGCCGCGUCCCCGGUGACCGUCCAGAGAACCCCACCGCCCCCGCGGCUCACCCCGAAAGAAAGAACGCUGAAUGUCCGAUGGCGAAGACCAGGCAGAAAUUGGGAGGGCGAGAAAAGGAGAGAGAGACGGAGGUUUUAGAAGGUGGAGACCUGUCAAGUGUGGGAGGACUAAGGCGAGAACACAGGUGUGGUCCCAGGUGUGGAGGUGUGGCCCAGGGGGAGCCCUGCCCGUCUAACAGUCACUGUGCAGGAUGUCUGAACGCUGGCAAAAACAGUCAAACCUUUCCCGCAGUGCCUUUGGAACCCAUCUCCCCUCCGCCUCACCUGACCCGCCUGGACCUCUGUCAUCGCCACAGUCUCCACCCUUUGCCGGAGUUACCAUGGCAACGCUCUCUGUCCUGCCUCCAUGGACCCUGCUACCCUUACUCCCCUCCUGAACUGCCGCAUCCACACAGCCACACCCUGCCGGCCCCCGGCAGACACGAAGAACGCCAAGUCUUCCAUUGUUCCGGCCAAGCCCCGCCCACUCACGUCUCCCACCAAGCGCUGCCUUCCGGCCCGUACCGAGAGAUGUUCUUCGGCCCUCCGUCCCCCGGCUGUCCCUGCCGGGAGUGUUCCGGCAGGCGGGAGCACCAGGUGAGAGCGUUCCACCCGAUGCAUCCGGAACAGGCGGCGGCGUUGUGGGAAAGCAGAAGUCCUGACUUUUGGCAAUCAGCCAUGCCGCCAUUCCACAUCUGCCACGCUGCCACCUUGGACCAGGGUGCAAACCCUGAGCAGCCACGGUUCUUUCUUGGACCUCGGCAGAGCUUUCCCAGCCCACAGUGUCUGGUGGACAUGCGGGACGGUGCGAGCAGUGGGUACCACACGCCUCCACUCCCACGCCAGUCUUGCCCUUGUUCUCCUCACCAGGCAUCGCCUGUGGAGAGCCACGAGAGUCGAGGUUACCUCUCUUGGUUGCCUGCCAGCAGCCCCUCGCCUGGGAGAGGCGGACUUCCAGAGACCCCUCUGGGGUGUGGAGACCAGCAGAAUCCUGAUCUCAAAGAGAGGUCCAAACCCAGUGCAGAGGUUGACUUGUCUCAGGGUUCAAAGGGAAAACCUGACCGCUCCAGCACCCAGACUCUGGACUCUGACCACGACUACACACUUAUCAGCCCCCCGCACACAGAAGACAGUGUCAAUGCUGCUACCACUCCAAGUCCAGCAGCCAAGACAGAAGUGGGAAGUUCCAACAUCACCCAGCCUUCAAGGUCACCGUCUGAUGCAAAGGUCAAAGGAAGCGAAGAGGACACCGACCGAUCUCAGAGUACCACUAUUAUCAUCACCCCCGUCCAAGACCAAGUCAGGGGCUCAGAUCUUCCAUGCGAGGACCCAGCGGAGAACAUGAGAAGUGUCAACCUUUCAGCCAGUACCAGUCCUGGGUCUUCCAACACCACCCCAAACCAUCAUUCCUCCACAAAGCGCUCACUGUCGGCUCCAGAGCCCCCGGGAAGUAGACCGAGCCCGGGAAGUAGACAGAGCCCUGAAAGAGACGACAUCAAGCCGCCGUCGCCCACUCCCGACGGCUAUCACACGCCCACGUUCCCUACGGCGUCCUACUACGUGCUGAGCGUGCCCCAGAUGCCGUACACCGGCUACACCGCAGUCACCAUCCAGCCGCCACUCCCUGAGAAGAAACGACUUUCUUCAACGCCGGGACCCCUCAACGGGCACGCCUCGCUUCCCGUCCCUUCACCCACGCACAACGCCACUUUGUCUCCCUCUGCUGGAGAGCUGAGGAAGUUUAGCAGCAGGGAGGACGUGGGGGUCAACGGCAAGUUUGUCCAAGAUGGCUCCAAGUUCUGGUACAAAGCCAGGAUCUCUCGAGACCAAGCCAUUGCAGCGCUGAAGGACAAGGAACCAGGAACCUUCCUCAUCAGAGACAGUACCUCCUUCCAAGGCGCGUAUGGGCUGGCCCUCAAGGUAGCCACACCUCCUGCUAGUGCCAACGCCACAGGUAGCAAAGCAGAUGUCCAGGAACAGCUGGUCAGACACUUCCUCAUCGAGACAGGGCCCCGGGGGGUCAAGAUCAAGGGUUGUCAGAACGAGUCCUACUUUGGGAGUCUGUCCGCCCUGGUGUACCAGCACUCCAUCACACCCAUCUCUCUGCCCUGUGCCCUCCGUGUCCCAGAGAGAGAUCUGCUUGGCGAGCUGCAGGAGACGCGGACCGCAACAAACGCGAGCACGGCGGCGGACCUCCUCAAACAGGGAGCAGCCUGCAGCGUCCUCUACCUGAACUCUGUGGAGACGGAGUCCUUAACGGGGCCCGAGGCCGUCUCCAAGGCCACCAAGUGCACCCUGGCUCUGAGUCCGCGUCCGUCUGCGACCGUGGUCCAUUUCAAGGUUUCUUGUCAGGGCAUCACUCUGACGGACAGCAAGAGGAGGUUGUUUUUCAGGAGGCACUACCCCAUCAGCAGUGUCACCUUCAGCAGUCUGGACCCCCAAGACCAGAGGUGGACUAAGUAUGCUCGCAGCAAGAUGUUUGGCUUCGUGGCCCGGCGGACCAGCAGCAGCACGGAGAACGUGUGUCACCUUUUUGCCGAGAUGGACCCGGAGCAACCGGCCGUGGCCAUCGUCAAUUUCAUCAACAAGGUCAUGUUGGGGCCGCAGCUACGCAGAUGAUGCUAAAGUGCUAAAGUGUAAUUAUGGCAAAACAGGCAAAAGUGUCACAUGACCUGACUGCUUUUGAUUGAUCUUCCCUGUCUUGAAGUGCACUACUUGGAUCCACCAGCAGGGGUGCUGAUGAUUCAAUACUUUGUUUUGUUACAAAGGAUUUACUUGCUGCGCAACCAAAGAAUACAACACAUAUUUCAAGGAAAUUGUUAUUACCUUAUUUUUCAGAACAUAAGGCGCAUUAAAGGGGACAUAUUAUGAUUUAUUUCUACAUGCAAAAGACUUCCUUGUGGUCUACAUAACAUGUAAUGGUGGUUCUUUGCUCAAAAUGUUGCAUAGAUGAUGUUUUAUACAUCAUCUUCAAGUCGCUUUCUGACAGUCUCUUCAGGUCUUAUUGAUGUGCCUCCACUUUGACAGCGACUUCAUCUUUGGAGUGCCGGUAGUUUUUAGCACUUCCAUAGCGAGUCUACCGACAGAUAUAAGUUUGAACUGUACGCUACUUUUUAAUUAGAAAUGGCAACAGCGUGGGAUGAAUGUCCCACAACGAGACAAUAGAGAAAUGAUUGACUGUGGCGGACGUGUGCAAAUUUUCAGGACUUAUGCAGAUCUCAAAUGCACAUCAGCAGGUACCAGAAGGUAAGAAAAGUUGGUUUUGCAUAAUAUUAUGAAACAAAACGCCAGAUAAUGUCUGCUAAUAGGUGCUAUUUUGCGGUCCCUAUACACACAGCAUAAUAAUACUGUAUGUUGAAGCACAGUACGUCUGACUAUGGUAGACGUACUGCUCUGCGUUCCAUCAAGCGGUGCAACCUCAUAGCUUACCAAAGUCGUACUAAAACAUUCUGACAUAUUUUUGAGCGCCAUGUGUAAUGUGCUAUAUUCUCAAUGAAACAUCAGAGUUUUGGGUGUUGCUUGCUCUCGUCAUUUAUUGGCCAGGCGUCAACCUGCAGUCCACACGUAUCUCAUAUGUGUGACUGCCAUCUACCGGUCACACUCAUCAUUACACCAUGUACCAUGAAAAAUUGGUUUGAGGUCAAUAAACACAGCCAGAAUUAAUACGUGCAUAAGGCGCAUCAAAGUUUCGGUGUUGCUUGCUAGCGUCAUUUAUUGAACAGGCGUCCACUUGCAGUCCACACAUAUCUCUUAUGUGUGACUGCCAUCUAUUGGUCACACUCGUCAUUACACCAUGUACCAUGAAAAAUUGGUUUGAGGUCAAUAAGCACAACCAGAAUUAAUACAUGCAUAAGGCGCAUCAAAGUUUCAGUGUUGCUUGCUAGCGUCAUUUAUUGAACAGGCGUCCACCUGCAGUCCACACGUAUCCCUUAUGUGUGACUGCCAUCUACUGGUCACACUCAUCAUUACACCAUGUAUCAUGAAAAAUUGAUUCGAGGUCAAUAAGCACAACCAGAAUUUAUACGUACAUAAGGGAUUUUAAGUGCGCCUUACAUAACCUCUUAUAUGAUAUUUGCACCCUCUAUGAAGCGGUGUCCUGAGUGCAGAUAAACACAAAUUUAAGGUUCUUGUUAGGUUUGAGGUCUGUGCUCUAAGAGUUGCAGUGAAUGUGCGGUCUCUAUUUAACUAGCUCUCUAUUUAAUGCGUCUAAUGACCACUAACUAUUGGAAGCAUAUUUCAGCCAGCAUAAUUGCAUCGUGCAUCAGCUGACGAAGUAAACAGCUACAUCAUUGUGUACUGACAUGGUGGCAUGUUUCUAAUAACUCACAGGAGAAAACAAUGUUUCAAUACUUUCAGCCGGAGGCAGAAUGUCUAAGGGAGCAAAUAUGAAUGUGAAAAGUUGCAGGAACAAAUCCAAGACAGAACAUCAAUAUUCAUUUGUGUGCAGCGAGAAGAGCGCAUGCCCCACAUUGCACCGUGGAAAUGUUGACGGGUCAGGUUGGUUUCUACUGACUGGUCAGGUGGUUUUAAUUGACUAGUCAGGUGGUUUCUACUGCUCACUAAAUCAAGCCAAAGAUAUUUUUAGGUUUGACUUGUUUUUUGUUUGUUUUGCUUGUUGUCACUUUUGUUUUUUAUAUCAACCUUGAUAGAUUGACUUCAUAAUGUUUGUAUGAGAAGUAAUAUAUUUUAUGAAGAAGAAUUGUAUGAAAUAAAAAGUAUGACACAAAAAACGACGU
This is a messenger RNA of Entelurus aequoreus (snake pipefish), 6056 nucleotides long. Its product is annotated as tensin-2-like. The transcript has 24 exons. The record is from RefSeq and is a predicted model, not a curated record. Bases 73 to 3939 code for a protein of 1288 amino acids. Gene Ontology annotation, molecular function: protein binding; protein tyrosine phosphatase activity. Gene Ontology annotation, biological process: peptidyl-tyrosine dephosphorylation. NCBI's taxonomy places the organism in Eukaryota, Metazoa, Chordata, Actinopteri, Syngnathiformes, Syngnathidae.